This is a messenger RNA of Ostreococcus lucimarinus CCE9901, 171 nucleotides long. It is a transcript of the gene RPS29, whose product is annotated as Ribosomal protein S29, component of cytosolic 80S ribosome and 40S small subunit. The record is from RefSeq and is a predicted model, not a curated record. Gene Ontology annotation, molecular function: structural constituent of ribosome; zinc ion binding. Gene Ontology annotation, cellular component: ribosome; cytosolic small ribosomal subunit. Bases 1 to 171 code for a protein of 56 amino acids. The transcript has 2 exons. Gene Ontology annotation, biological process: translation. Lineage: Eukaryota; Viridiplantae; Chlorophyta; Mamiellophyceae; Mamiellales; Bathycoccaceae.
AUGGGACACAACGAUAUCUGGGCCUCUCACCCGGCCAACUACGGCAAGGGUUCUCGACGAUGCCGCGUGUGCGAAAACCAGUGGGCGAUCAUUCGCAAGUACGACUUGAACAUCUGCCGUCAGUGCUUCCGGGAAUACGCGAAGGACAUCGGUUUCGUUAAGAACAACUAA